AUGAACAUGUCUCACAACAUCCUCGGAAAGCAAGUUGGCCUUAUUGGCUAUGGCCUCAUGGGCUUGACUGCCCGCCCUCUUCCUGACGAGACCACCUUCGCUGCUAUUCGAACUGCUCUCGAUGCAGGCUGUAACUGGCUCAACGGUGCAGAGUUCUACGGUCCACGGGACGCAAACUCUCUAGCUCUCAUCCGUCGAUAUCUCGAAAAGUAUCCCGAAGACGCCGAUCGUAUCGUCCUUACCAUCAAAGGAGGCCUGGGUGCCAAUUACGUCCCUGAUGGCAGUAAGGAGAAUGUCCAGCGCAGUAUUGAUGACUGCAUCAAGACCCUAGGCCCCGUUGGGCGAAUGGCUUCAUUCGCAGUUGGCCGUAGAGACCCCAAUACCGAUUAUGAGAACGGCACUCUUGCUACCAUCAACGAGUAUGUCAAGGAUGGCAAAAUCGACGGCAUCUCUUGCAGUGAGCUCAACGCAAACACUCUUCGCAACGCAGCAAAAAAGUUCAAGAUGACGGCGAUCGAGAUCGAGCUGUCUCUUUUCACCACAGAUCCCUUGACAAAUGGCCUCCUCGAAGCUUGUGGUGAGCUUGACAUUGCAGUUCUCGCGUACUCGCCUCUGGGAAGAGGCUUCCUCGGAGGUCAAAUCAAGUCUGCCAAGGACCUUCCGGAAGACGAUCUUCGUGCUAAGAUGCAUCCUCGCUGGCAAGGAGAUAACCUUACCAAGAAUAUUCAACUUGUCAACGAUAUUGAGGCUCUUGCAAAGAAGAAGGGUUGCACUGUGAGCCAGAUCGCCAUCAACUGGUUGCUGUCGCUUUCACGUCGCCCAGGCAUGCCCAAGAUAGUUCCCAUCCCUGGAUCUACCAAACCUGACCGUAUUCGAGAGAACGCCACUAUCAUAGAUCUGACGGACGAGGAUUUGCAUGACAUUGACAGCGUGCUCACUGCCUUCACGCCAGCAGGCGAGCGAUACCCCCCUCAGCAUAUGAAGUAUGUCGACGCAUAG
Fusarium coffeatum is the source of this 999-nucleotide messenger RNA. RefSeq lists its product as uncharacterized. Lineage: Eukaryota; Fungi; Ascomycota; Sordariomycetes; Hypocreales; Nectriaceae. The coding region runs from base 1 to 999 and encodes 332 amino acids. Gene Ontology annotation, cellular component: cytoplasm. The transcript is spliced from 3 exons. The record is from RefSeq and is a predicted model, not a curated record.